CGCACCCGGAAUUGAUUAAAUCGUUCUACGUGAUGUUAAUUUUUUGUGUCUCGCAAAUAACGGGGCGUUUUGCAAGUUUGUUUAGAAAAUCGGAAAAAACGUACACUUCCAUCUUCCGACGUCAUUUUAUUUAGUUUCUUCUGUAUUCGCAAAACUUCCUCUUCUACACUCAUUUUGUCGGGAUUUUUUAUCAACACAAGCCAAAUUACGUGAAUAUUUCGAUUUUUACGAGACUCUUAAAACGACGCUUUCCUCCUUCGAGCUUUACGUGGAGUGAAAGAAGAGAGAGGGGGAAAUUCAACGGCCACAAACUCAACAAACACAUGCGCGUAGACAUGCGCUUUGACAUAUAUGUCAAAUUUGACAAUUCUGUCAAAUAGUUGGCACUCAAAAUUUUUUUAAAAAUAUGAGCCGGUGUAGAAAACGAAUUAGGUGAAAAUGUACAAGGUUUUAAGGAAUAUCAUGAGAAUGAAAUUAACUUUCUCAAAGAAAAUCACAUCCCUCACCCCCAAGUAUACUUUAGGCCAUAAUUUUGUACUCAAACGACACACUUCUAGUUACAAAUCAGAUAACGUUUAUUUAGUAGAUGAAGAUGCUAGUUCUGGUAGCGAAACAAGCAAUAAUAUCAAUAAGUAUACACAAAGGACCCACACUUGCGGUGAAUUAAGAAUUGACAAUGUUGGCCAAAGAGUGGUUCUAUGUGGUUGGUUAGAGUUUCAAAGAAUGAAUAAAUUUGCCGUCCUUAGAGACAGUUAUGGAGCGAUUCAACUUUUAGUUCCUGAAGAAGAUACUAGUACGCAAAAAUUGCUACAAAAUCUCCCUUUUGAAUCAAUAAUACAAGUGAAAGGCACUGUCCUGUCAAGACCAGACAACAUGAAAAACAAAAAGCAACCAACUGGCGACAUUGAAGUAUUUAUUGAAGGCUUCACAAUUUUAAAUAGGGCUAAAGACAACCUCCCUUUCAACAUCAGAGAAUAUCAAAUAGCCAGAGAGGCACUCCGCAUGCAAUACCGCUACCUGGACUUAAGAUUCCCCCUAAUGCAGCGUAAUCUACGCGUCCGUUCAGAAAUGCUAAUGAAAAUGCGCGAUUUCCUCGUAAAUCACAGCGGCUUUGUAGACGUAGAGACCCCAACUUUGUUCAAGGCCACUCCUGGUGGAGCGCAAGAGUUCAUCGUCCCAACUCGAUUCCCCGGUCAGUUUUACUCCCUAGUCCAAAGCCCCCAACAAUUCAAACAAAUGCUAAUGGCGGGGGCUGUCGAUAGGUACUUCCAAAUUGCACGGUGUUACCGCGACGAAGGGGCACGUCCAGACAGGCAACCUGAAUUCACGCAACUCGAUAUCGAAAUGUCUUUUACAAACUUGGAUAACAUCUUGCAACUUGUUGAGGAAUUGUUGGGGUACUCGUGGCCCCCAUUUUUAGAUUCUUUGCCUAAAAAAUUUCCAAGAAUUGGGUUUAGGGACGCAAUGGAGUUGUACGGGUCGGAUCAGCCAGACACCAGGUUUGGGUUUAAGAUGGAAAAUUGUACCCAGCUUUUGAAAUUGAACGAAAAAUUGGUCAAUUCGGACGAUUUUGGGGCGUAUUGUAUUGUUUUUUCCAAAGAAUAUGCUAAUUUAAGUAAAGGAGUAAAAGAAAAUUUAGAUAAAAUUAGUAAACAGUUCCCCCUUGUUAAGUUUGUUCAAACUAAAUUAGCAACACCUAAUGAUGUGGUGAAUAAACUUGGGAAAUUGUUGUCUGAAAAUGUCGCGGCGAAAUUGGUCAAUCAGGUGAAGCUGAGCGAUGAGUGUGUUUUGUUGUUGGGUUUUGGGAAUAAAAAACAAACCCAAACCUUAAUGGGAAAAAUUCGGCUCGAGUAUGUCGAUCAUUUAGAAAAACUAGGUGUUAGUGUGAGAAAAACAGGCAUGCAUUUAUUAUGGGUGGUAGACAUGCCGCUAUUCGAACCUGGGGAAACCCCGGGAAGUUUGCAAUCGGCACAUCACCCAUUCACAGCGCCCAAUUCCGACGAUUUGCCCCUAUUGGACACAGCGCCUUUACAGGUCCGGUCUCUAUCAUUUGAUUUAGUUUUAAACGGAAACGAAAUAGGAGGAGGUUCCGUCCGUAUUCACGACCCCAAUCUUCAAGAAAAAAUAUUCCGAAUGUUGAACAUUGAUAAAAAUUCCAUGCAACAUAUCAUUGAUAUGUUAUCAUCAGGGUGUCCGCCCCACGGGGGUAUUGCUCUGGGCCUCGAUCGUCUAAUGUCGAAAAUUUUAAAUACGCCAAGUAUUCGUGAUGUUAUAGCGUUUCCGAAAACAUUUGAAGGUCGAGAUCCGUUAAGUGGAGCACCGUCAACUGUUUCCGAGGCAGACUUGAAACUCUACCAUGUCAAGAGUGUCAAGUGAACAGUAUUUUAUAUUUUUUACAAAUAAAGGGUGCUUAGUUCUAAUUAUUUCAUUACUUUAGGAGUACUACACCAAGAGAAAUUUAUCUAAUUGCAUUACCUUACAAAAACGAUAAUCUUUUUCUAAAUGUUAAUUUCUUUUUUAAACAUGAAAUAAAAUUCGAUUUGAUUAUUAGUUUUUAAUUAUUAGAGGUGUAAAAG
Molecule: messenger RNA, 2576 nt
Organism: Tribolium madens (black flour beetle)
Lineage: Eukaryota; Metazoa; Arthropoda; Insecta; Coleoptera; Tenebrionidae
Gene: AspRS-m
Product: aspartate--tRNA ligase, mitochondrial
Exons: 7
Coding region: 439-2376 (645 amino acids)
Biological process (GO): aspartyl-tRNA aminoacylation
Cellular component (GO): cytoplasm; mitochondrion
Molecular function (GO): ATP binding; aspartate-tRNA ligase activity
Source: RefSeq, a predicted model, not a curated record